AUGAAAGUGUGUCAGAUAUUUUUUGCACUAGCGGUACCUCUACCAGACCCGAGUAAAUCCGUAUCAGUGUCGUACUUUUUUGAAGCGACUUACCCUUUGCCGGAAAACUCGACGGUGUUCGCGCCUUGGAGCGAGGGCCUGAGACGCAAGCGAUCAAUAGAUCGUAAAACAAUUUAUCAGACUAUAGAAAAUAAAUUAGAGAGUUUUGGAUUUUCCGGGAGGUCUUGUUUAUUGCGAUCAAUAUGCGAGACUCUUAAAUUCGACUUAAGCGACAAUGGUGUUAUCGGCGACAUCAUUAAUGUCAUAUUAACACCGUCGACUUCUCAACAGGAGAAUUUGCCGCAGGACAUUGUCGAGGCUGAACUAAUCGGACAAACUAGAAACUGCACAAAAUACCAUUGGAAUUGUCCCGUGGGGCUCUUGGACUUGAUUGGAAUCCUCGUGUAA
Messenger RNA from Cotesia congregata, 447 nucleotides. NCBI's taxonomy places the organism in Eukaryota, Metazoa, Arthropoda, Insecta, Hymenoptera, Braconidae. The record is from the annotation of a GenBank genome assembly.